UUUUUCUCUCUUAUUCAAUAUAGUUGGAUACUCAUGAUUCAGCUCGAAAUUACGGGAGAACAACUUGAUGAGUCAAUUGAAUAAUAAAGCCAAUAUUGAUGAUGCCCUCUUCCUUCUGCAACAUCCUGUUCACCAAACUCAAUCAACAAUUACAGCUUAGCUAGCCUCGAUCUCCCUCUUGUUGAAUUCCCCUACCCCAACCAAAACCCUUUGUCGGAACACAAAAAACAAAUGAUGUCUGGUUGGAUGCAAGACACAGCAGAAGAACAAAACUCUGCUUCUGCUUCAUGGCCAAACUCAAACGCCAACAACGAAUUAAGCUGCGUGUCAUUGUGUGCUUACAAACCGAUCUCCUCCCAGAUCCAUGAAGCAGAAUGGCGGCACGUGCCCAACAACAUAACACAUACCAACGUUGCUGCUUCUGAUAAUUAUAAUCUGCUUCAACAACCAUUGCACCCUACUAACCUCAACUUUCUCACUCCCAAGCCCACCUUUUACCCUUUGGAGAUGAGUUCCGAUGUGGGAUUUCUUGACCCUCAAGCUUCCUUCACUUCGAAAACUGAUGGUGAUGUCUUCUUGAGCUCAAAUAAUAACCUUUUAACCCUUCCAAAUAUGAGCUCAAGCAUGUGUGUGGUGUCCCCCCAACCCCAACAACAAGGAAGUGUUGUUGGAUUUUCGGGUUUCAAGAAUAUUAUGGGCUCUGAUCAUGAUCACGUGGUGGAGGGUUCUAGAAAGGCCUUGCUUCUGAGCUGCAGGUCCAGCAUACUCAGACCCCUUGAAUCGUUGCCCCCAUCAGGUUCACAGCCAACACUUUUUCAAAAGAGAGCAGCACUUAGGAAAAACUUGGCCGUGGCUGAUGAUAACUGCAAAGGCAAGAAGAGUGAAGUACUCAUUGAUAGUAAGAAGAGGGGAACGUGUAAUAAUGUUGGAGAAGGUGUUGAAGGUGGGAGUUUUGAUGGGUCGGGGUUGAAUAAUUAUGAUUCUGAUGAGAUCAGUGAUGACAACAAUAAGAUGGAAGAGAUUAGUGCAAGGAACGGUGGAAACAGCUCAAAAGCCAAUAGCACCGUCACCGGCAGCGGCGUGGAUCAAAAGGGCAAGAAGAAGACAGGAAUACCUGCAAAGAAUUUGAUGGCUGAACGCCGUCGAAGGAAGAAACUCAAUGAUAGACUCUACAUGCUGAGAUCCGUUGUUCCCAAUAUUAGCAAAAUGGACAGGGCUUCAAUCCUUGGGGAUGCAAUCGAGUAUUUGAAGGAACUUCUGCAAAGGAUCAGUGAGCUUCACAAUGAAUUGGAGUCAACACCAGCAGGUGGCUCUUCAAGCUUUCUUCAUCAUCCUUUGACACCCACUACUCUACCAGCCCGUAUGCAAGAAGAACUUUGUCUCAGCUCGUUGCCAAGCCCUAAUGGCCAUCCUGCUAAUGCUAGGGUUGAGGUUGGGUUGCGCGAAGGAAGAGGUGUAAACAUCCACAUGUUUUGCGACCGGAAACCCGGACUCUUGCUCUCUACCAUGACGGCUCUCGACAACCUUGGACUAGACAUUCAGCAGGCAGUUAUCAGCUAUGUCAAUGGAUUUGCUAUGGAUAUUUUCAGAGCUGAGCAACGCAACGAAGGUCAGGAUGUCCAUCCGGAACAAAUCAAAGCGGUUUUGUUGGAUUCAGCUGCUGGCUUCCAUAGCAUGUCCUAAUUGCAAAAAACAAACUACUACUGAAAAUACCUUUUCAAUUAGUCAAUUUAGCAAUCUUAAUGUUUUUAACGCUCAAAAUUCAACUGUACUAUAUACAGGCUCUUUUAACUUCUGCUCAGUUGAAUUAGGAGAAAAUUUAUUUUACCAAUUAAAAGCACUACUAUUUUUGGCGCCUGUUGCAUAUUCAAAGUGAAACGAAAUUUGAUGAUGGCCUCCACUCAGUUUAGCGACAUUCUGAAUAUGCAUAUGUUGAUGUCAAGCUUGUUUCUACAA
Molecule: messenger RNA, 1956 nt
Organism: Glycine soja
Lineage: Eukaryota; Viridiplantae; Streptophyta; Magnoliopsida; Fabales; Fabaceae
Product: transcription factor ICE1-like
Exons: 4
Coding region: 232-1683 (483 amino acids)
Biological process (GO): regulation of DNA-templated transcription
Cellular component (GO): nucleus
Molecular function (GO): DNA-binding transcription factor activity; sequence-specific DNA binding; protein dimerization activity
Source: RefSeq, a predicted model, not a curated record